This is a messenger RNA of Onychomys torridus (southern grasshopper mouse), 2588 nucleotides long. It is a transcript of the gene Trim41, whose product is annotated as tripartite motif containing 41. NCBI's taxonomy places the organism in Eukaryota, Metazoa, Chordata, Mammalia, Rodentia, Cricetidae. The transcript has 7 exons. The record is from RefSeq and is a predicted model, not a curated record. Gene Ontology annotation, cellular component: nuclear body. The coding region runs from base 301 to 1875 and encodes 524 amino acids. Gene Ontology annotation, molecular function: protein binding; zinc ion binding.
UAUGAGGAGGCCGGGGGAGCGUUGGGGCAGGUUUGCACUCAGGUCCACCUGAGGUGCUUGUCGCUGGUGCUCACCUCUGUCCCCUGCCCUCUCCUCUCUGAGACACGACUGUCGUCUGGGGUAGGGGACCGUGAGCGGAGGGGUGGGCUGGUCCGGAGGACAUUUCCUUUGGCCUCGCCACAGGCAAGGUGUGGAGAAGCAGGGCUUGCGGUGGGGACGGGUCUCCUGGGCUUCUGAGAAGGAAGACCCCCGCCCCCUCGGCCCCCACCGCACUUCUGCCCUGGCUGACUGGACACUAAGAUGGCUGCCGUUGCCAUGACACCAAACCCUGUGCAGACCCUUCAGGAGGAGGCGGUGUGCGCCAUCUGCCUCGAUUACUUCACGGACCCCGUGUCCAUCGGCUGCGGGCACAACUUCUGCCGAGUGUGUGUAACCCAGUUGUGGGGCGGGGAGGAUGAGGAGGACCGGGAGGAGUUGGAUCGGGAGGAGGAGGAGGAGGUCGGAGAGGAGGAGGAAGUGGAGGCUGUCGGAGCAGGCGGGGGUUGGGACACCCCCAUGCGGGAUGAAGAUUAUGAGGGUGACAUGGAGGAGGAAGCCGAGGAGGAGGAGGAGGGUGUGUUCUGGAGUAGUAGUGCUAUAGGCGGGUCCAGCUGGGACAACAUGGACUACGUGUGGGAGGAGGAGGAGGAGGAGGAGGAGGACCUGGACUAUUACUUGGGAGAUGUGGAGGACCUGAGGGGGGAAGAUGAGGACGAGGAGGAGGAGGAAGUGCUGGAGGAAGACGAGGAAGAGGAGCUAGAUCCGAUCACCCAGCUGCCACCACCUCCAGCCCCACGGAGGUGCUUCACUUGUCCCCAGUGUCGAAAAAGUUUUCCUCGGCGGAGCUUCCGCCCCAACCUGCAGUUGGCCAACAUGGUCCAGGUGAUUCGUCAGAUGCAUCCAACCCCUGGUCGAGGGAGUCGUGUGAAUGAACAAGGCAUCUGCCCCAGGCACCAAGAAGCCCUGAAGUUGUUCUGUGAGGUGGACGAAGAAGCCAUCUGUGUGGUGUGCCGAGAAUCCAGGAGCCACAAACAGCAUAGUGUGGUGCCAUUGGAGGAGGUGGUGCAGGAGUACAAGGCCAAGCUACAAAGUCACGUGGAACCACUUAGGAAGCACCUAGAGGCUGUGCAGAAGAUGAAGGCCAAGGAGGAGAGGCGGAUGACAGAACUGAAGAGCCAGAUGAAGUCAGAGCUGGCAGCUGUGGCCUCAGAGUUUGGGCGCCUAACACGGUUCCUGGCUGAAGAGCAGGCAGGACUAGAGCGGCGCCUCAGAGAGAUGCAUGAAGCUCAGUUGGGACGUGCAGGAGCAGCAGCCAACCGUCUUGAGGAGCAGGCUGCCCAGCUAAGCCGCCUGCUAGCUGAGGCCCAGGAACGGAGCCAGCAGGGGGGCCUGCGGCUGCUGCAGGACAUCAAGGAGACUUUCAAUAGGUGUGAAGAGAUACAGUUGCAGCCCCCAGAGAUUUGGUCCCCUGACCCAGGCCAACCCCAUAGCCACGACUUCCUGACAGACGCCAUCGUGAGGAAAAUGAGCCGGAUGUUCUGUCAGGCCGCAAGAGUGGACCUGACGCUGGACCCUGACACAGCCCACCCAGCCCUUAUGUUGUCCCCUGAUCGCCGAGGGGUCCGCCUGGCAGAACGUCGGCAGGAGGUUCCUGAACAUUCCAAGCGCUUCUCAGCUGACUGCUGUGUACUAGGGGCCCAGGGCUUCCGCUCUGGCCGACACUACUGGGAGGAGCCUAAACAACUUCCUAGACUCCCUCCAGCUCAGUCGUCUCUCACCUACUUUGUCUAUCUGACAGGUCUGCAUGGGUCCCUGAUAAUGAGAACAGCUGCUUGAUCUCCCCCCCCCCCCCAUCUGCCCAGCUCAGUCCAGCUCUGGGUCCCAGUUUGAGUAGGGGGAUGAGUGGAGAUUAUAAUUUCAUUCCUUCCCUUUUUCACAUCUUACUCUUCAACCCUUGUCAUUUCUGAGGCUGGAGGGUUUGGGCAAGACCUGCCCAUUCCAAUUCUAUGUUUUGGUGCAAGCCCCAGCUAAAGGAUUUGGAAACUUUUGUAGGAAGGCAGGCUGGGCAAAAGGGUAGAGCUGUGUAAAGUCUACUUUUCUUGGGGAAGUAGGAACUCUUAAGCUUUCCUUCCACCCCCAAUUUCUACCUCCAUAGACUGGCCAGAAUUUAGCUUCAGUGAGAUCUGGAAUGGCCAACUUGACACCGCACACUAUUACAUGACCCAAUAAAUUAUUUUCUCUCCGUCUUACAGCUUUCUUAAUUCAGGAGCUAAGCUCCUCACACCUUACCCCUCCAAGUCUUCACUGCCAGGCUUUCCCCUCAUUUUCAGUUUCUGGCCUCUCUCCAUACUUUUUAGUUCCAGUUGGUAAGCCCUGUUGGGGUGCUUGGGACAGGGGUCUGGAGCCAUGGGUAUAAUCUAUUUUUCUAGUAGCCCUUGCCUUCUGUCACUUAACAGCUUUUGUCCUCUGCUUUGGUGGCUGAGGUCAAUCCAUGUUCUUGGGGGGAAAAGGUGGGUUGUGUUGCAGAAAUAAAGUGUUUAUUUGCUGCU